Molecule: messenger RNA, 273 nt
Organism: Orbilia oligospora ATCC 24927
Lineage: Eukaryota; Fungi; Ascomycota; Orbiliomycetes; Orbiliales; Orbiliaceae
Exons: 4
Coding region: 1-273 (90 amino acids)
Source: RefSeq, a predicted model, not a curated record
AUGGACUCCUUCACAAAUUCACUGGGUGUUAACCAGCAGUCGAAGAAGCAGGCAUGGAUGGAUAAGAUUAGACAAGAAGCUGCAGUUGAGCAGGCUAGAGCUUUGAUUGAUAAAGUUUCGGAUAACUGCUUCGAGAAGUGUAUUCCAAAGCCUGGGAGCAGUUUGACAAGCGGUGAGACGACUUGCAUAAACCAGUGCAUGGAGAAGUACAUGUCCGCCUGGAACGUCGUGUCGAGAAAGUAUAUUGAGAGAAUACAGGCGAGGGAUGUUUAA